AAAUAAAAAAUAAAAAGAAAGAAAAAAAAAUGGAUGCAUAAGAUUGUGAUGAAGAGUGAAUCACACGUGUCGGGCUUUUAUUGCUGGAGUUGGGAGUUCCUUACCGCCCUUCUUCUCUUCUCUGCCGCCACCGUCCGCCGUAACCACUAAUAAUUUGUUUUCAGUAAAGUAAAAAACAUAUCAUUAUUCUCUCUCUCUCUCUUCAGGGGAAAAAAAAACAUGAAGGCGGCGCCGCCUUUCCUGGUGAAGACGUACAUGUUGGUGGAGGAUCCGGUGACGAACAAUCUCGUCUCGUGGAACGACUGCGGCACUGCCUUCAUCGUGUGGCGGCCGGCCGAGUUCGCUCGGGAUCUCCUCCCCACACUCUUCAAGCACUGCAACUUCUCAAGCUUUGUCAGGCAGCUCAACACUUAUUUCGACUAUUUAGAGCUCCAUUUCGACUCGUUAAAAUUCGAACUCGUUAAUAUUGAUAAACGAGACGAGACGAACUCGAGCUCGAACUCGGCUAAGCUUGUGGGUUUUCGCAAGGUUGCGACGAGCCGGUGGGAAUUUAGCAAUGAAAUGUUCCGUAAGGGCGAAAGGAACCAACUCUGCAAUAUCCGACGAAGAAAAUCGUUCUCCAACAAGCCGAGGCCCAACACAAAAGCCCAAUCGACACACGAACCGAAAACCCAAUCAUCGGUGGAUAGGUCCACGUCAUCCACCUCAUCCUCGUCAGGAUUCACAACCCUAGCCGACGAGAACAAGAGACUGAAGCAAGAAAACGGAGUUUUGAGAAACGAGCUCGAGAUCAUGAAGAGGAAAUCUAAGGAACUAUUUGAUUUGGUAGCCAUUUAUAAUAUAGGGGAUAUUGAGAGAGAGGCACACAAGCAUAUGGUGAAUAGAGAGAAAAGAGAAGGGCCAAAGCUUUUUGGAGUAUCAUUAUUGGAAGUUGAGGCGAAGAUGGAGGAGAAUUAUAAAAUUGGCUGAGAUUAUACUGAGGGUGCUUGGGCCAUUUUGUCUGGUCUCCAGAAAUUCUAUGAUUUAACUUUAGUGAAUGUAAGAGAUAGGUUUAUGGGAAAAUUGGUUAAGGAAAUAAUUGGGGUAUAUAUAUAUAUUGCAUGGAUGAGCACAUGGGUUAUCCAUGUAUAGAUAUGUUUAGUUCAUAAAAAAUUGUACAUUUAUAAUUUCUACUAAUAAUUGAGGACAAUUUCCAUUAAAUACAAAUCUGCCC
This is a messenger RNA of Striga asiatica, 1213 nucleotides long. Lineage: Eukaryota; Viridiplantae; Streptophyta; Magnoliopsida; Lamiales; Orobanchaceae. The record is from the annotation of a GenBank genome assembly.